GCGGGGCCGCGGGCUCCCUUGCGGGUUGGGACCCUGGGUCCAGGGUGCAUCUGUGGGGCGCAAUGGCUACGUGGAGCGAGCGGCUGGCUGGCGUGCGCGGGGUGCUGCUCGACAUCUCGGGCGUGCUGUACGACAGCGGCGCGGGCGGCGGUGUGCCCAUUCCUGGUUCGGUGGAGGCGGUGGCGAGACUGAAGCAGUCCCAGCUGAAGGUGAGAUUCUGUACCAAUGAGUCACAGAGGUCCCGGGGAAAGCUGGUGGGGUUGCUUCAGCGGCUGGGGUUCGACAUCUCCGAGGGGGAAGUGACUGCCCCAGCACCAGCUGCCUGCCAGAUCCUAAAGGAACGAGGGCUGCGGCCACACCUGCUCAUCCAUGAUGAAAUCCGCUCAGAAUUUGAUAAGAUUGACACAUCCAACCCAAACUGUGUCGUGAUUGCAGAUGCUUGUGAUGCCUUUUCUUAUAAAAACAUGAAUAAAGCCUUCCAGGUGCUCAUGGAACUGGAAAAUCCUGUGCUCAUAUCACUGGGAAAAGGACGCUACUAUAAGGAGACCUCAGGCUUGAUGCUGGACGUUGGAGCCUAUAUGAAGGCCCUCGAGUAUGCCUGUGGUGUUGAAGCUGAGGUGGUGGGGAAACCUUCCCCAGAGUUUUUCCAGAGUGCCCUGCAAGUGAUGGGCGUGGAGGCCCACCAGGCCAUCAUGAUUGGAGACGAUAUCGUGGGUGACGUCGGUGGUGCCCAGAGAUGCGGAAUGAGAGCGCUACAGGUGCGCACCGGCAAGUUCAGGCCCAGUGAUGAGCACCAUCCAGAAGUAAAAGCUGAUGGCUAUGUGGACAACCUUGCAGAGGCUGUGGACCUGCUGCUGCAGCAUCUGGACAAGUGACAGGCCUGCAGAGAGGGCUCAGCCCCUUCCACCACUGCCCCUGACCUCCUCGCCUGGCACGGGCAGGUGAGGGCAGUUCCAGGCUGCCUUGACCCUGGGCCGGAACCAGCCAGGCCCCCUCCCAGCCUGCCAGGCACAGGUCUGUCCCCAGGGUGAGGUCCAGGAGGUGGCUCAGAUCAGCAGGCCUCCAGAGAAUGACCCGAGUCCUCACCUGCCCCCAGCAGGAUGCAGUCAUUGAGUUGCCCACCGCCUCUUCACACCCAAGUGUCCGGCUCAAGAGCCUGAGAAGGCCCAGGGCUCCAUGUCCACACACCUCGCACCCCCAGCCAAGCCAGCCUCCCCUGCUCAGGGGAGUGGCUGAUGAGCCCUCGCCCUCCCCGGAAAUAAGAUGCCCCCUUCCAGAGCCACAGUCCCCAGCUCCGUCCUCAAGGCUGCAGGCACAGAAAGCACGCGGGAGCCCGCCCAGGGUAGCCUGUGUCACGCCUGUGUGUACAGGAGAAACCAAUGGCUCAAUAAACUUGGCCAUGGGCCAGCAGCCUUCGA
Molecule: messenger RNA, 1418 nt
Organism: Octodon degus (degu)
Lineage: Eukaryota; Metazoa; Chordata; Mammalia; Rodentia; Octodontidae
Gene: Lhpp
Product: phospholysine phosphohistidine inorganic pyrophosphate phosphatase
Exons: 7
Coding region: 63-875 (270 amino acids)
Biological process (GO): dephosphorylation
Cellular component (GO): cytosol
Molecular function (GO): inorganic diphosphate phosphatase activity; phosphatase activity
Source: RefSeq, a predicted model, not a curated record